Molecule: messenger RNA, 2273 nt
Organism: Cephus cinctus (wheat stem sawfly)
Lineage: Eukaryota; Metazoa; Arthropoda; Insecta; Hymenoptera; Cephidae
Product: sodium-independent sulfate anion transporter
Exons: 12
Coding region: 164-2041 (625 amino acids)
Biological process (GO): transmembrane transport
Cellular component (GO): membrane
Molecular function (GO): sulfate transmembrane transporter activity
Source: RefSeq, a predicted model, not a curated record
UGUGGAACAAUUAACUUUGUUAUCAAACUUUUCCUCAAUUAUUUGAAACUUCAGUACAGUCCUACUGCUUUCAACAGUAUAUUCCAAGUCUUCCGUAUUGCUUCCUAACAAGAAGUCUACAUCAAAUGAUUGUGAAGUUUUAAAAAGAAUAUAAGACAGUACAAUGGAAAUGUUACCAAGUAAAGAUAAUGAAAAAGGGUAUCAAGAAAAUGACGACAGUACCGAAUGUGCAGAAGAAUGUGAAAGUGUAGGGAAAAAAGCUACAAGAAAAUAUAGAGGAAAAUCUAUUAAGAAUUAUAUCUCUAUAAUCCAAUGGCUUCCCAGGUACACGAAAUUUGAGGCAAUCUCAGAUUUGGUUGCUGGUAUCACCCUGGGAUUGACUAUGAUUCCCCAGAGUAUUGCUUAUGCUGCACUGGCAGGUCUUAGUGCUCAGUAUGGUCUCUAUUCUUGUCUUUUUGGUGGGUUUAUCUAUGUCGUCUUUGGCACCGUCAAGGAAGUCUCCAUUGGAGCGACAUCCUUAAUGGCUUUACUUACUAUUCAAUACACUAGCGAUAUGCCAGUAGACUUUGUUCUACUAUUAACAUUCUUAGCAGGAUGCAUUGAGCUUGCAAUGGGUUUGCUUAAUUUGGGUUUCCUGGUUGACUUUAUUUCUAUGCCGGUUACUUCUGGCUUCACUUCUGCUACCUCAAUUAUCAUAAUAGCUUCGCAAAUGCAAGGAUUACUUGGUCUGAAGUACAAGUUCCAUAGUGUACCUGAAAAUUUGUACAAGCUUUUUAAAAAUUUUGGAAGUAUCCGUAUCGGCGAUACGAUACUCGGUAUCUCCUGUAUAAUAUUCCUCAUGCUCGCCAGGAAAGUCAAAGAUCUGACCUGGCUAAUUUCCAAAGGUAACAAGAAUGGGUCUGACAAUAAUAUCCUGAAGAAGGCGUUAUGGUUCUUUUCCAUAAGCAGAAAUGCUGUGAUUGUUCUAGUGACUGCUGUAAUAUCAUAUUACAUUGAAAAUGAUAAUGGCCACGUUCCAUUCAUACUUUCAGGAAAAGUCAUGCCUGGAUUACCUAAAAUUACAUUACCGCCAUUUAGUAGUCAGAGUAAAGACAGAACGUACAACUUCAUCGAGAUGGUCUCUCAUCUGGGUACAGGAAUAAUAGUCUUACCAUUGAUAGCAGUCCUUGCGAACAUAGCAAUUGCCAAAGCUUUUGCUAGCGGAAAGAGAGUCAAUGCUUCGCAGGAAAUGUUUACCUUGGGUCUAUGCAAUAUUGUUGGAAGUUUCGCAGGUGCGAUGCCGACCUGCGGCGCCUUCACCAGGAGCGCCGUGAGCAACGCUAGCGGCGUCGCGACGCCCUUCGCCGGAAUAUACUCUAGCAUUCUUAUUGUCUUGGCUCUAAGUUUUCUUACACCUUAUUUUUAUUACAUCCCACGUGCUACUCUUUCUGCUGUCCUUAUUGGAGCUGUUGUCUUCAUGAUUGAUUGGAGAAUCGUUAGCCGUCUUUGGAAAGGAAGCAAAAAGGAUGUUGCUGCCGCACUGGGAACCUUCGUCGUCUGUCUGGUAUUUGACGUGGAAACUGGACUGCUUCUAGGAAUUCUGAUUAACUGUCUGCAUCUGCUAUAUUUGUCUGCAAGGCCAAGCAUCCAAGUAACCCAAUGCAAGAGUGAAUUGGGAUAUAAAUAUCUGUUAAUCAAACCGGACAUUGGUCUGUUUUAUCCAGCAGUGGAUUUUCUCUGUACGCAAGUAAUGAUAGCAGCCAAAACAGAAGGCAGAGACAAACUGCCAAUAGUUAUAGACUGUGACAGAUUCAAAGGCAUCGACUAUACAGCAGCUAAGGGAUUUGAGAGACUGUUAAAAGAUUUUAGUGGCAAAAAUCAAGAGCUGCUGUUUUUAAGAAUUUCGCCUAAGAUUUUCAAGAGAAUUCAAUCUUUUGGCGUUGACAUUACAAAGUUUAAACACGCUGACAACGAAUCAAGCAUGGCUAAUAUUCUUUAUGGAGAUGAAUUAGAAAUGAGCAGAAGCGCCACUCUUCCCGUAUUUAAAUGCGUUGACGAAUAGAUGGAAUUAUUACAAUAUCAGUAACGAAAAUCAGCAAGCAAAAGAAUCAUUGCUUGUUGAAUACAAAGCUGUAAUUAAGGAACUUGAAACAGCCGAAUAUUCUUAUCUAUGGAAACGAUCUUCUAUGUUAACGCGAUAAGAAAACUCAUUCACUUAUCAGGUGCAUAAAAUUCAGGCACGCAUUGUAAAUAUUUACUUAAUUAAAUACUUGUAUCGUUCUUAUAAAUCUUAA